Bursaphelenchus xylophilus (pine wood nematode) is the source of this 3067-nucleotide messenger RNA. Lineage: Eukaryota; Metazoa; Nematoda; Chromadorea; Rhabditida; Aphelenchoididae. The record is from the annotation of a GenBank genome assembly.
AUGCUCUUGAUUUAUUUUCUUUUUGUUCUCGGCGUCGGAUCUAAUCGGAUUCGCACAUCCAACGGGAUUCUGGAAGGAAGUUUGGUCAAGGUGGGACCGCAUGAAAUCAAUGUCUUCAAGGUAAUGGGGUCAAAAUUUACUUAAAGAGGAUCAAAUCCAACAAAAGAGACACUGAAAGUUGGGCGUUUUAAACAAGAAGGGGUAAAAAUGCGCAUAGGAGAGUGUUUACUUUUUGAAGAUUACAAAAAAGAUGAAAUAAAUGUCAUAUCUGUUAAUUCAGGGUACGAAGAAAAGUUUAAAUUCAAACGUAAAAUACGGACGCAGACUUUGUUUGAACUAGGCUGUCCGUAGCCUCGCGCCUGCCAAAAUUUCCUUGAUUCUCAUGUGGAAACGAGAGUUAAUUUUUAAAAAAAUGAGAAAAGUCGAACAAGGCCCCAAACGGAUACGAAAAUAUUUACAUCUUCCUCCGAAUGCCUCCGCUACAAAGCUCAUGCUUCAAAGAGCCAAACUACCCAGUCAACCUUUCAUUCCGCCCUAAAAUAACCAACUUACCACACUUUGCAAACCUGUUAAUAAGCUUUCAAUUAUGAAAGUCCAAUUUGAUUAUGUUUGCCUUUUAUUUAUUUAAAAAAUCUUAUUUCCAGAACAUUCCCUUCGCUGAGGCUCCGUUAAAUGACCUUCGAUUUCAAAGCCCACUGCCAAAGAAAAGAUGGAGGGGAAUCUGGAAUAGCACUGUCUACAGUCCGGCUUGUAUGAGUAAUACAACGAGAACAACCUCGCCUCAAAGUGAUGUGGACGAGGAUUGCCUUUAUCUCAAUAUCUGGGCUGAUCAGCGAUGCAUGGUGGGUGAAAUACGAUUUGAAUUUACCACAAUGUUUUGUGAUUUUGUGACCAGCGAUCUUUAGUCGAUAAAAAUUCGGUCUUAUCAGUCGUUAUGUUUUGUAUUUAAACCAGAUCUCAAGAAGUACUAUUUUUUGUUUACAUAUUUUUUUAAAAAAGCUAAUGAGUCAAAAGUUAUAUUAACAUGUCAGUAAUAGAUACGGUAUCCUACGCACUAAGUAACCUUAAAGCUGAAAUUUCCGAAAAACUUUUCAACUUCAAAAAUGAUUAGCGCGCUCAGUAACGUUAAACUGCAAAGUCUGGAAGGCACAGAAGGCGCUUAUGUUGAGCUGUAGCCCCAUCCUUCCAAAAUGCAAAAUGUUACAUAACAAUUUGACAAAUCAUGCGGAAUCCGUCGGAAAGUAUGCGGUUAGGCCUUAACAAUGCUUAUUUGUAAGGCUCACCUAAAGCAACAAUGUCUAGGCCAAGCUUCACCUUGUAAAAAAGCCGUUUUAAACUCCAAAAUUUCUAGAACCGUGCCUGCCCUGUGAUCUUUUACAUCCACGGAGGGGGCUUCUAUUAUGACAGUGCCAUCAUGUUCAAUGAAACGGAGAUCAUCACCAAAUACGCAGUCCAUGAGAUUAUAUUUGUGGUCGCUGCCUAUCGAUUGGGAGUAUUCGGCUUUUUGGAUCUUGGAAUGGAAUUACCAUCGGCUCCGUAUAACGUUGGGGUUUACGGUAAUUUUAUCAAAUUUAACAAAAAAAGAAUCCAAAUGAAACGUAUUUUACAAUUAAAUAAAAUUGCAGACAUUGUUCUUUCACUCCGAUGGGUCCAGAGAGAAAUCGCCAACUUUGGUGGAGACAAGCGUCGUAUAACCUUGGUCGGGAACAGUGCUGGCGCUACAGUAAUCUCAUACCUCUUGUCCAGCCCCGUAGUGGAGUCCGGGGCGUUUUGUCGUGCCUUCAUUGGGAGCAGCGUGCCUCUCUUGAGGCCACAUGUCACCCUACAGAUGAGUGAGAUCAUCACCAGUUAUCUUAGAGUGAGUUUAUAUUGUUUCAGUCGUCAGAAUUAAUAUUUUGUGUGACUUUAAGAUUUUUCUUUCAUAUUUUUUUAGUGUAAAAGCCGGCUGAUUGAGGAUGAAUUGAGUUGUUUGAAGGAGUUAUCAGCAGAGGAAUUGGUGCUGGCAACAAGGAGUAACGAAGAAGAUUUUGGAGAAGUUGGGCCUCAAACUGAUCGAUUUUUGCUCCCUAUGGGCAACUUUAUGAAGAUGAUGAAGUUUUCUUGGAAAGUAAGUUUUGAAAUAUUCAAGGUCAAAGCCAUCAUAAUCUGCAGGAAAAUUAAUUCUUGUCCUUAUUUUUUAAAAAUUCUUCUUCUUUCAGCCGAAGCACUUGCUAAUAAUGACAACCACCGAAGAGAUGGACACCUCCCGCUCCGAUGACAUCAAAAAUCUUUGUAAAUUUUACUCCAAUUCCUUUGAUUACACCACUUCUCAAGUCUCCGACAUGUGUUACAAAAAGUAUUCAAAGAAAUACAUGGAUACAAAAAAGGAUUACAUCCACGCAAUUCACACGCAGAUAUCGCUUAUCAACACGAGAGCCGGAGGCCGGAGUUAUCGGGGGAUCUUUGGCCAAGAGGGGUCAACCUUUCAUGCCAAUGAUUUGACCUAUUUGAUUGGAUUACACCCGAAACAGGAUAUGAAUGAGGAUCAAAAGAAAAUGAAUGUGUUUUAUCCAGAAGUUCUGAGGCGAUUUGUCAAUGGAGAAGUUCCUUAUGAAGGUAGGGAAUGUUAUUUUGGAUGUAUUUUGCCAGUUAUACCUACUACAAUAUAAUUGUAGGUUGGAUUCCGACAGAUCUUGAUGGCAAGAACUACUACUACUUAUCAUUUAACAAUCUCACCAAACAAGUUCCAAAAAUGGUGAUUGGCCAGAUCUAUAAUCAGCCGGCGGUUGACUUCUGGCUCUCUGACAUGGAUAAGGUCAACCAGUUUAAUCUACCUCAAAAAACCAUUCAGACUGCUCAUUCAUUUGAAUCUUUUGAAUUUCCAUCGAGUUCUCAAGUCAAUUUGGAACGAAAGGAUCGGGUUCCGAUCUUUUGGACGACUCUUUCGAUCAUCAUUAUUGUAGCUACAGUAAUUUUAAUGGUAACUUCGUUGAGAUUGUUCUUCAGGUAUCAUUACUUUGCCGAAUAUCGGCUUGCAAAAGGGGGAGAGGGCAAGAAAUUGCUAAUUAAGAAUGUUAGAAGGGUUUGA